Capra hircus (goat) is the source of this 2067-nucleotide messenger RNA. RefSeq lists its product as uncharacterized. The record is from RefSeq and is a predicted model, not a curated record. The coding region runs from base 1 to 2067 and encodes 688 amino acids. Gene Ontology annotation, molecular function: G protein-coupled receptor activity. Gene Ontology annotation, biological process: G protein-coupled receptor signaling pathway. The transcript has 7 exons. NCBI's taxonomy places the organism in Eukaryota, Metazoa, Chordata, Mammalia, Artiodactyla, Bovidae. Gene Ontology annotation, cellular component: membrane.
AUGUCUUCUAUCUGUGAAAAACCUUCACAGUUAAAAACGGAAGGCAGACAUGAGCUGGAGGAAAUGCUGAGAUCGGGGGAACUUCUUGGAGGGAGAGGCCAGCUUCCUCCUCCACCAGCGCUGACGCUGGGCGGCCUCGAAGGGGACAUGUGGGCCAGUGUGAGGAGCUGGGUGGAGAGUCAAGAGUCUCCAGCUGUUUCUGGACCCAGCUUCACAGGAAUCAAGAAUAUGGGCAAUGUGGUUAUCAAAUUCAAGGCAAAGACCCUCACCAUGGUAGCAAGCAAGGACUUGUUCUUGGAAGCUAAACAAAACCCAGGUUGGAGCUGCAAGCUGAAGGUGAACCCAGGCCGGGCCUGCACCUUGCCCUCCUCGGCCAGCUGCCCAAACUGUUACCACGGGGUUCACACACACCCUACCCACCCUACCCUGGACAAAUCCCAUUGUGAACCUCUCCUGCCCUGCCCUGGCCAAGCACUGGCAGAGGAAAGCCAGAGAAAACCAGACUGGCAGGCAGCUAGGCCUCAACAGCAAUUUGGGAAGGAGAGGGUGACCAGGGAGUCAUUUGGGUUUUCUGGAGCUAGAAAGUGUGCGCAGCCCCUUGGCGGCGGCUGCGACGGCGCAGAAGCGCGGGCGGCGGCUGCGACGGCGCAGAAGCGCGGGCGGCGGCUGCGACGGCGCAGAAGCGCGGGCGGCGGCUGCGACGGCGCAGAAGCGCGGGCGGCGGCUGCGACGGCGCAGAAGCGCGGGCGGCGGCUGCGACGGCGCAGAAGCGCGGGCGGCGGCUGCGACGGCGCAGAAGCGCGGGCGGCGGCUGCGACGGCGCAGAAGCGCGGGCGGCGGCUGCGACGGCGCAGAAGCGCGGGCGGCGGCUGCGACGGCGCAGAAGCGCGGGCGGCGGCUGCGACGGCGCAGAAGCGCGGGCGGCGGCUGCGACGGCGCAGAAGCGCGGGCGGCGGGAGGGGCUACCCUACGUCCAAGUGUCACUUCUUUGGAAUAAUCUCUCACCAUCAACAGAGAGAGGCUUUCCCCGUGGUGCUACCUAUCAUUCGGAACACCAGCGGAGGGUUUCUGAGCUUGGAUCCAACCAUCGCAGCCUGGGAGACAGAAUUCACACCCAUGAAUCACACUGACGAGGCCCAUCCUCCAACUUUCAGCACGAUGACCACGACCUUGUUCCUGCUGACGGCCGUCAUUGCCCUGGGAGGACUGGCAGGAAACGCGGUUGUGCUCUGGCUCCUGGGCUUUCACUUGCGCAGGAAUGCCUUCACCGUCUACAUCCUCAACCUGGCGGCAGCCGACUUCCUGUGCCUCUGCUGCCAAGUUGUAGAUUCCCUGGAGGCCCUCAUCGCCUGCUGCAGCGCCAGCCCCAUCCCCACCUUUUUCACCACUGUGAUGACCUUCGCCUACCUGGCGGGCCUGAGCCUGCUCAGCGCCAUUAGCACUGAGCGCUGCAUGUCCGUCCUGUGGCCCGUCUGGUACCGCUGCCACCGCCCCACACACUUAUCAACCAUCGUGUGCGCCGUGCUCUGGGCCCUGGCCCUGCUGCUGAGUAUCCUGGAGGGGCAGUACUGUGGCUUCCUCUUAACAGACUUUAGCCAUCUUUGGUGUCAGGUGUUUGAUUUCAUCACUGCCGGGUGGGUGAUGUUCUUAUUUGGGCUCCUCGCUGGGUCCAGCCUGGCCCUGCUGCUCAGGAUCCUGUGUAAGUCCCAGCGCGUGCAGCUGACCAGGCUCUAUGUGACCAUCGUGCUCACAGUGCUGGCCUUCCUGCUCUGCGGCCUGCCCUACGGCAUCCUCUGGUUCCUCUUAAUCUGGAUUCAGGAUGAUUUGUUUGCCAUCCCCUGUCACAACUGCCUGGUUGUCUUUGGUUUGUCCUGCAUCAACAGCUCCAUCAACCCCAUUAUUUACUUCUUCGUGGGCUCCUUCAGGCAAAGGCAGACAAGGAAGCGAGGGCGGCAGACCCUCAAGGUGGUGCUCCAGCGGGCCUUGGAGGACGGAUCAGAAGAGGGUGAAAGCGAAAGCUCCCUUCCUCAGGCAACCCUGGAGCUGGGACACAGUCUGGUGUCCUGA